Molecule: messenger RNA, 2682 nt
Organism: Nannospalax galili (Upper Galilee mountains blind mole rat)
Lineage: Eukaryota; Metazoa; Chordata; Mammalia; Rodentia; Spalacidae
Gene: Msh5
Product: mutS homolog 5
Exons: 25
Coding region: 73-2559 (828 amino acids)
Biological process (GO): chiasma assembly; mismatch repair
Cellular component (GO): nucleus
Molecular function (GO): mismatched DNA binding; ATP-dependent DNA damage sensor activity; ATP binding
Source: RefSeq, a predicted model, not a curated record
CCUGCGCUCGCUUCCCGUGAGCGAGUGGUGGUUGGUAGGUGAGGGAGGCGCGUCUUUCGCUGCUGAGAGCCCAUGGCUUUCCGAGUGACCCCAUGCCUGACGCCAGGACCCGGACCCGGGGCGGCCUCAGCCGGCUUCCCCAGCCCCCAGGUCCCAGGAGAAGACGGAGAAAUGGACGAGGACGAAGAGGAAGGGGCAGAGGUCCACCUGUGUGUGCUGUGGAGCUCAGGAUAUCUGGGAAUUGCUUACUAUGACACUAGUGACUCCACCAUCCACUUCAUGCCAGAUGCCCCCGACCACGAGAGCCUCAAGCUUCUCCAGAGAGUUCUGGAUGAAGUCAGUCCCCAGACUGUUGUUACAAGUGCCAAACAGGAUGAGAAUAUGACUCAGUUUCUAGGGAAGCUUGCCUCCCAGGAGCACAGAGAGACAAAAAGACCUGAAAUCAUAUUUUUACCAAGCAUGGAUUUUGGUCCAGAGAUAAGCAAACAGCGUCUCCUUUCUGGAAACUACACCUUCAUCCCUCAGUCCAUGACUGCCUCUGAGAAAGUCCUCUUCCUUUCCUCCAUUGUUCCCUUUGACUGCCUCCUCACGGUCCGGGCACUUGGAGGACUGCUCAAGUUCCUGAGUCGAAGAAGAAUUGGUGUUGAACUGGAAGACCCUAAUGUCAGCGUCCCUAUCCUGGGCUUUAAGAAAUUUGUGUUGACCCAUCUGGUGAGCAUAGAUCAAGACACUUACAGUGUUCUACAGAUUUUUAAGAGCGAGUCUCAUCCCUCAGUGUACAAAGUGGCCAGUGGACUAAAGGAAGGGCUCAGCCUCUUUGGAAUCCUGAACAGAUGCCGCUGCAAGUGGGGAGAGAAGCUGCUCAGGCUGUGGUUCACACGUCCAACCCAUGAACUAAGGGAACUCAAUUCCCGUCUGGACGUCAUUCAGUUUUUUCUGCUGCCUCAGAAUCUGGACAUGGCUCAGAUGCUGCAUCGCCUCUUGAGCCACAUCAGGAACGUGCCCCUGAUUCUGAAACGCAUGAAAUUGGCCAGUACUAAGGUCAGGGACUGGCAGGUUCUCUACAAGACUGUGUACAGUGCCCUGGGCCUGAGGGAUGCCUGCCGCUCCCUGCCCCAGUCCAUCCAGCUUUUUCGGGACAUCGCCCAAGAGUUUUCCGAUGACCUGUACUACAUUGCCAGUCUCAUUGGGAAAGUGGUGGACUUUGAGAGAAGUCUUGCUGAAAAUCGCUUCACAGUCCUCCCCAACAUAGACCCUGAGAUAGAUGAGAAAAAACGAAGACUGAUGGGUCUUCCCAGUUUCCUCACAGAAGUUGCUCAGAAGGAGCUAGAGAAUCUGGACUCUUGUGUUCCCUCAUGCAGUGUCAUCUACAUCCCUCUGAUCGGCUUCCUUCUUUCCAUUCCCCGCCUGUCUUCCAUGUUGGAGGCCAGUGACUUUGAGGUUGAGGGACUAGACUUCAUGUUUCUCUCAGAGGAGAAGCUGCACUACCGCAGUGCAAGAACCAAGGAGCUGGAUGCACUGUUGGGGGACCUGCACUGCGAGAUCCGGGACCAGGAAACCCUGUUGAUGUACCAGUUGCAGUGCCAGGUGCUGGCACGGGCAUCUGUCUUGACUCGAGUAUUGGACCUUGCCUCCCGCCUGGAUGUCCUGCUGGCUCUUGCCAGUGCAGCCCGGGAGUAUGGCUACUCAAGGCCUCAUUACUCUCCACAACUCCAUGGGGUUCAAAUCCGGAAUGGCAGGCAUCCUCUGAUGGAACUAUGUGCGCGAACAUUCGUGCCCAACUCCACAGACUGCAGUGGGGAACAAGGGAGGGUCAAAGUCAUCACUGGACCCAACUCAUCAGGGAAGAGUGUAUACCUUAAACAGGUAGGCUUGAUCACGUUCAUGGCCCUUGUGGGCAGCUUUGUACCAGCAGAAGAGGCCACAAUUGGGGCUAUCGAUGCCAUCUUCACCCGAAUUCAUAGCUGCGAAUCCAUCUCCCUUGGUCUCUCUACCUUCAUGAUCGACCUCAACCAGGUGGCGAAAGCGGUGAAUAAUGCAACGGAGCAGUCUCUGGUCCUGAUGGAUGAAUUCGGGAAGGGGACCAACACGGUGGACGGGCUCGCACUUCUGGCUGCUGUGCUCCGACACUGGGUAGCGCUUGGACCCACCUGCCCCCACAUCUUUGUGGCCACCAACUUCCUGAGCCUUGUUCAGCUACAGCUGCUGCCUCAAGGGCCCCUGGUGCAGUAUUUGACCAUGGAGACUUGUGAGGAUGGGAAUGACAUCGUCUUCUUCUACCAGCUUUGCCAAGGUGUGGCCAAUGCCAGCCACGCCUCCUACACCGCUGCCCAAGCUGGGCUUCCUGACCGACUCAUUGCUCGUGGCAAAGAGGUCUCGGACUUGAUCCGCAGUGGAAAACCCAUCACUCCCAUAAAGGAGUUGCUAAGGAAGAACCAAAUGGAGAAUUGCCAGGCUUUGGUGGAUAAGUUUCUAAAACUGGAUUUGGAAGAUCCCAGCGUGGAUUUGGACGUUUUCAUGAGUCAGGAGGUGCUGCCUGCUGCCACCACUAUCCUCUGAGAGUCCCUCCUCUGCCUUUCCAACUACCUGAGGCCCUGAUGCUGCCAUGCCUCUUUCCGUUUCUCCCUUAGGCCCAGAGUUCUCAGUUUGCACAAAAUUUUGUUUUACAUUAGGAAUAAAGUU